AAAAAUCAAACGAAAAAAAAGUUAAAGCGUCAAGCUGCCAUUUUGCUUGUAAAAUACAAGAAAAUUUUAGUCUAACGUAAAAAUUGUGGUGUUUCCUAGUGAUUAUUUUGUAUUUUUACAAAUUGGAAUCGAAAUAAACACAAAAUGGCAGCUAGCGACUCCGGAACGGAUGAGUCACUUUAUCCGAUUGCUGUAUUGAUAGACGAACUCAAGAACGAAGAUGUCCAACUACGCUUGAAUUCUGUGAAGAAACUUUCAACCAUUGCCCUCGCUUUGGGCGUGGAGAGGACACGAUCGGAGCUCAUUCCCUUCCUAUCUGAAACUAUUUACGACGAGGAUGAAGUGCUACUUGCGCUUGCCGAACAACUCGGUAACUUUAUAAACCUGGUUGGUGGUGCGGAAUAUGCUCACUGCUUGCUGCCACCGCUAGAGUCUCUCGCUACGGUCGAGGAGACGGUGGUCAGAGACAAGGCGGUUGCGUCUCUCCGUGCUGUCGCUGCUCACCACUCCCCGCAGGCUCUGGAACAGCAUUUCGUACCACUUGUGGAGAGACUCGCUCAUGGUGAUUGGUUCACAUCGAGGGCCUCAGUAUGUGGACUAUUCAGCGUCUGCUACCCUCGCGUCUCCGCACCCGUCAAGGCCGAGCUUCGGGAGCACUUCAAGUCUCUCUGCCAGGACGAUACGCCGAUGGUGCGCCGCGCCGCCGCCUACAAGCUCGGCGAGUUCGGCCGCGUGAUGGAAGUGGAGUAUGUGAAGAGCGAUCUGAUACCCAUGUUCGUGCAUCUGGCACAGGAUGAGCAAGACUCUGUCCGUCUGCUGGCCGCGGAGUCGUGCGCCUGUGUGGCCGCGCUGCUGCCGCCGGAGGACAUGGAGCAGCUGGUGAUGCCGACAGUCCGCGCCCGAGCCGGCGACACCUCCUGGCGCGUGCGGUACAUCGUGGCCGACAAGUUCGUUGAGCUGCAGCUGGCUGUUGGUCCGGAGCUGGCGCGGUCUGACCUCGCGCAGAUCUUCCAGGGACUGCUUAAAGAUACCGAGGCGGAGGUUCGCGCGGCCGCCGCUGGCAAAGUGAAAGACUUCUGCAUGAACUUGGACAAGGCACACCAGGAACACAUCAUAAUGACCAUGAUCCUGCCGCAGAUCAAGGAUUUAGUCUGCGACCCCAACCAACAUGUGAAGUCCGCUCUGGCCUCUGUCAUCAUGGGACUCAGCCCCAUCGUUGGACGCCAGAACACCAUCGAAAACCUCCUGCCCCUAUUCCUCACACAACUGAAGGAUGAAUGCCCUGAAGUCAGACUGAACAUAAUCUCCAACCUCGAGUGUGUAAACGAAGUCAUUGGAAUCCAACAACUCGUGCAAUCUCUUCUGCCGGCCAUUGUGGAGUUAGCUGAAGACACAAAAUGGCGCGUGCGACUUGCCAUUAUAGAACACAUGCCCUUAUUAGCCGGACAGCUCGGCCAGGAAUUCUUCGAUGAGAAACUCACAGGACUCUGCAUGUCGUGGCUCAUAGAUCAUGUGUAUGCCAUAAGGGAAGCCGCCACACUGAACCUUAAGAAAUUGGUCGAACAGUACGGAGCAGCCUGGGCCGAGACCAACGUCAUACCCAAAGUAUUAGCCAUGUCCCGCGAACAGAACUACCUACACCGAAUGACUUAUCUGUUCUGCAUCAAUGUCCUCUCCGAAGUGUGCGGCAAAGAUAUUACAACCCGAGUCCUCCUGCCCACCGUCUUGUCUAUGACCGACGAUAAUGUUGCCAACGUCAGAUUCAACGUAGCCAAGACACUCCAGAAGAUGGCACCGUACCUCGACCCAGCGGUCAUUCAGCCCCAAGUUAAGCCAGUCUUGGAGAAGUUGAACGUAGAUCCAGAUGUUGACGUAAAAUACUUCGCUUCAGAAGCCAUCGCUGGGAUUGCCGGCUAAGCGGUGUUUAGUGUAAUAUUAAUUCUAUACUUAAAUCUAAAAAUUUUUACAAUAUGUUCCAUUCCAGUGUCAACGGCCAUAUAUUUAUGGAAUGUAUAGAGGUAGUCAAAGACUAUAAAAUAGCUUGCCACCUAGACAUUUAAGACCCAAUUUCACCUACGACUGUUAAAGUUAACCAUCAAAUUAAUUU
This is a messenger RNA of Aricia agestis (brown argus), 2107 nucleotides long. RefSeq names its product serine/threonine-protein phosphatase PP2A 65 kDa regulatory subunit (gene Pp2A-29B). Gene Ontology annotation, biological process: protein dephosphorylation. The record is from RefSeq and is a predicted model, not a curated record. The transcript has 6 exons. NCBI's taxonomy places the organism in Eukaryota, Metazoa, Arthropoda, Insecta, Lepidoptera, Lycaenidae. Gene Ontology annotation, cellular component: protein phosphatase type 2A complex; cytoplasm. The coding region runs from base 145 to 1917 and encodes 590 amino acids. Gene Ontology annotation, molecular function: protein binding; protein phosphatase regulator activity.